Molecule: messenger RNA, 5453 nt
Organism: Acanthaster planci (crown-of-thorns starfish)
Lineage: Eukaryota; Metazoa; Echinodermata; Asteroidea; Valvatida; Acanthasteridae
Biological process (GO): regulation of chromosome segregation; regulation of mitotic nuclear division
Cellular component (GO): nucleus; chromosome
Molecular function (GO): protein binding
Source: RefSeq, a predicted model, not a curated record
CGGCAUUGACGUUAACGUAUGGAAAACUAGGACGUUAUGAUCAUACGACGAGUCCGUGUGUAUUGUACGUACGUACGUGUAGGCUUGCGUAUAAAGCCGUUGAACACGAUAGGGUAAACAAUUUGAACGCGGGGAGUACAAAUUGGAGUUGUUCCACCGUUCCCCACCGAAAGUGUAGUCCAAAGUCUCUCGAUUUUUUGAAUGUACUAAUGUUGUUUCUCAUUUUAAACUACUUACGUAACGAACAACCAAGAAAAUGCCACUGUAUGGAAAGAUCGUGGUAAUCAAACGGAAUGAGUCGGAUGGGGCCAACUUUCCCCUCACACUCAAACAGUGCUUGUUCGGAAGGACCAACGAAUGUGACAUCCGGAUUCAACUUCCAAAUGUCUCCAAAGAACACUGCCGUAUUGAGGUUGUGGAUGAUGACAAUAUCACUCUGACUAAUUUGAGCACAGUGAACCCAACCAGGAUAAAUGGCAAGACCCUGACGAGCUCUGUGACUCUGAAACACAAGGACAUCUUCACAAUAAUUGACCGGUCAUUCAGGUUUGAGUUUCCACCAGGACAUGCAAAUCGUCUGUCCACUGGCAAACUAGACACACCAUCAGUGCAGAGUCCUGUGGUCUCAUCUACCAGCGGUAACAAAGCAAAGACACCUAAGAAAACACCAUCUAAGAGUCCUGGGAAGACACCAUCCAAGGCAAAGAGUCCAGCAGUCAAGACACAUGUCAAGAGAGAAGCAUCACCAUCUUCCUCUGUCCCAGCAAAGAAGGCCACACCCAAGGCAACUACAUCGUCACCUGACUCGGGAAAAACUCGACCCACUGCCAAGAAGGCAGCUACUCCCAAGACAUCGCCUACUGCCAAGAAGUCUCCAAAAGUGUCACCCAAAGCCUCACCUAAGGCAUCCCAGGAAGUUCCUGUCACCAGUACCACUCCGGUUGAGAAAGAGGGGAAAACUGAAACACCAAAGAAAGGAACAUCAGCAUCAGCCAAGAAGGUUCAGAAGAGAUUGAGCGGAUCUGCGAAAGCUGUUGUAGACAGCCCCAGGAUGCCUGGGAGUUCCUCCAAGUCACUGAAGAGAAGCAUUGGGCAACUACGACGUGUCUCUGCUCCACUGAAGGAAGAGGAUGAAGCAGCCUCACCCAAGGCUGCUUCCAAAAUCACGCCCAAAGCAAAGACCACUCCUAAGUCUGUGGCCAAGACCCCACCCAAAGCAUCACCAAAAGCAAAGACACCUCCUAGUAAGAAGAAAACCCCUGCAUCAAACAAGAAGCGGAAAUCUACUGAUGGCGUUGCUCCAAGUGCAAAACGCAAGCGUGUAUCGUUUGGUCCUCAGCUCAGCCCUGAGCAGUUUGAUAGGCGCCUGCCACCUCUUACUCCCCUCCGUCGCGGUGCCACGCCCAAAAGUAGGCGUUCAUUUAGUGGAGUGGCAUCAAGUCCUAAGGUUGCCAGUCUCAUCAAGCAUCGCAAUUCUUUGGCAGUCACUGCAAUCCAAGAGUCUGUGGAAGACAUUGAGAAGUCACCAAUAGUUGCUAAGUCGCCUAAGGCAAAAGCAUCUCCUGCCAAGUCUCCAGCUAAGACACCAGAGAAAGUAGCAGCCAAAUCACCAGCGAAGUCACCAGCCAAAUCACCAUCUAAGUCCCCAGCUAAGUCACCAGCCAAAUCGCCAGCCAAACCACCAGCUAAAUCUCCAGCUAAAUCUCCAGCCAAAAAGUCUCCUACAGCAACCCCCAAAUCUUCCAAGAAAUCACCAGCUAAAUCUCCUAAGUCGGCAAAGAAACCCCUUAUGAAGAUUAAACUACCAGUGAAGCCACCCUCUCCAUCCAAGGCAGAUGCUAAAGUGGCCACUCCAAAAGCAGUUACACCAAAAGAAAAACCACCUGUAAAUGCUACUGUAUCUACACUACUUACCCCACUAUCAGGGAAGAAGACCCAAAGAGUAGUUAAGCCCUCAUCAAAAUUGAUGGAUGAGAGUUUCACUGGCCUUCCAGAAAUGUUUAACACACCUUCACCUGUCAAAAAAGCUGCUGUCAUUCAGGGCAGAGUGUCCAAGCCUACACCUAAGUUGGCACUGAAAAAGAAGUUGUCGACCCCCUUGAAGAAAGCUAUCAUUGAGGCUGCACAAGAAAGAGCCAAGCCCAGCCCAAAGAAGAUGUCAACACCUCUGAAAGAAGACAUCAAGAAUGCUGCAAAGGCCCUGUCCAAGAAGGCGACACCCAAGAAAAUGGCCACACCCUUGAAGAAGGCGAUAGCCAAAGCUGCUGCUGAAAGACCCAAGCAGGCCACCCCGAAGAAAAUGUCCACACCUUUACAGAUGAGCAUCAAGGCAGCAGCUGCAGCAAGGCCAAAGGUUCUUAGUCCUAAGAAGAUGGCAUCUCCAUUGCAGAAAGAUAUCAAGGCUGCCGCUGAGGAGAGAAAGAUAAGCACUGAGACCAAGAAGAUGCCCCCAGCCCUCAAGUCAGAGAUUGAAAAGGGUGUUGCUCUCAAAAAGACUAAGCCAAAAACACCCGAGGCGAAAACACCAACUCCCAAGAAGGCCAAGACACCAACCGCUGAGAAAUCCCCAGCCGUCAAGCCAGCCAGCCCUAAAGUCAACACCCCAAAAGCCAAGAACCAGGCUCUAAAAACACCUGCGAAGAAAGCCGUAACAAUUGCAGUCAAGUCUCCAGUGCAGACACCAGCCAAGGCCGCACCCAAACCUAAGACGCCAAAGGCCAAGACUCCCAGGGCUAAAACACCAAAGGCUAAGACUCCAGCCCGAAUGAAAACUCCGCGUCCGAUGCGAUGGGCAGACAUUGUCAAAAAAGGAGCUUCUAAGCCCUCAGCUGCUUCUAAAGUCCUCGUUGGACGUGCCCUCAAGACGUCUAAAACCACGAAAGCCAGAGUGCUUUCUUCCAAAGCCAAGACACCAAAGAGGGCAUAUGGUGUUGGCAGCACAGGGCAUGCUGGCUCUCCAGCAACCAUCCUGAUCGGACGUUCUCAGCAAACUGCCAAGACACCAGUCCGCCCCAAGAAGGGCAGGAAGACUCCCUUCAAGAUGGCACCACCCAAGACCAAGUCUGCUGCUGACACCAGCUUCACAGGAUUAGCAGACAUGAUGCAGACACCAUCACCCCAGAAGAAAGCUAAACAGUCUCUGCUGGAUACCACCCUGGAUCUAUCCACUCCUGAAGGGCCUGGUGUGAUGGCUGUAUCACCCCUGACGCCAAGGAUGCCCAGUCCCAGGAAGAGCACCUCACCGUAUAAGAUGGUAUCCCCACUCAUAGCUGAGCAAACACCCAUGAAGUCCUUAGUCACUGUGACUGCACUGGCUGCUGUCAAAUUAUCUGGUAAGAGAAUGUCGGAAAAGUUUGUGUCGCCGCUUAAAGAGAGUAAGACUCCCAUGAAGACAGGCAAGGUGGUGAAAGCAAAGGUAAAGACACCAGCAAAGACUAACACACCUUCAAAGGUCAAGACGCCCGGUAAGAGAAUGUCAGAGAAGUUUGUGUCACCAUUGAAGGAAGGUAAGACUCCCAUGAAGACAGGCAAGGUGGUGAAUGCAAAAAGUGAGACACCUGCAAAGGCUAAGACACCUGCAAAAGCUAAGACACCUGGUAAGAGAAUGUCAGAGAAGUUUGUGUCACCAUUGAAGGAAGGUAAGACUCCCAUGAAGACAGGCAAGGUGGUGAGUGCAACGGUCAAGACACCUGCAAAGGCUAAGACACCUGCAAAAGCUAAGACACCUGGUAAGAGAAUGUCAGAGAAGUUUGUGUCACCAUUGAAGGAGAGUGAGACUCCCAUGAAGACAGGCAAGGUGGUGAGGGCAAAGACACCAGAAGGGGCCAAGACCCCUGAUUUCUCUGGUAUCUCUCGUCUGUUAAAAACCCCCAAGAUCAAGCCUUCCCCCAAGACUCCCAAACUGGGUGGCAUCAAGCAGCUUAUGUCAUCUCCCAAGAAGGUUGAUCCCUACGAGGACUUUGAAGGAGUUCCUGAUUUGUUUGUUACUCCUAAGCAAAAACCUUCAUCCCCUGUCCAAGCUAGCACUAAGAAGGCAACCAAGCGCAAGGCCUCUCCAUCCCCAGCUCCGGCAGUGAAACGCAGUAAAGCAAGUACUCCUGCUCCUAAGAGAGAAAUAAUAGAGCCCAGUCCUGAGAAGCCGACAAGAGCGAGGAGGGGAGCUGUAACUAAGCAAACCCCGGCCAAGAAAACCAAGACCCCCAGAAAGAAGGCCCAGGCUGCCAAGCAAGUCACUGAACCAUCACCUACUCCAGUCAAACAGUCCCGUGGCAAAAGAUCAGCCGUAGAACCAAUUGAAGAGCCACCCACCAAGAAGAAAGCUGUGAGUUCAGCACAGGUGGACACUCCACAAAAGGCAGUAACACCAGCAAAGCGUGGUCGUAAAGGAGCUGCAGACAAGAAAGCUGAAACUCCUCCAGUCAAGGUAAAGACCCCAAAGAAACAGACAAGAGGAAGAAAAGCGGUUACUGCUCCAGUCACUCCAGUGGUCUCUGUGGAACCUUCCCCUAAGAAGACCCGUGGACGAGCUAAGAAACAGGCGAUUGCUCCAACACCCAAAAAGACAGUCAAAAUAGUGUCCCCAGUUAAGGCAGAGACUCCAGCUCCUGUUAAAAGAGGCAGAAAAGCAGCUGCUAAAACCAAGCAGGUGAAGACUCCUAAGAAAGCUGCACCUGCCAAGAAAGCGGGUACCCCAAAAGUUGACAAGGUUGUGCCCAGUCCCAAGAAGACUCGAUCAGUUCGCGGAAGAAGACAAGUCGGCUCUCCUGUGCUAUCCAAAGUAGCUCCAGAGAAAACCGCAGUUAAAUCCUCAGCUUUGAAGGAAACUCCUGCUAAGAUGCCAGCUAAAUCCAAGGCAGUCCCCAAGAAGACUGCAGCCAAGAAGGAAGUGGCGGCAGUGGAGCUCCCAGCCAUUUCUCCUAAAACAACCAGAUCAGGACGAAGCAGGAAGCAAGCAUCUCCAGCAAAGCCAGCCAAAACACCUGCUAAGACACCGGCUAAGAAGUCAACACGUGGGAAGGCAGCCAAAACACCGGCUAAGAAGACAACACGUGGGAAGGCAGCCAAGGAGGUAAUGGAGGUAGUAAUAAUCACUGAGCCAAGCCCUAAGAAGACUCGAAGGGGGGCCAUCAAGAAGGCUGCUACCACUCCAAAGCCAAGCAAGGCAAAGGCUGUCAAAAACAUUGUAGAGACCAUUGUCAUUGAUACACCCACUCCUAAAAAACAGCGGGUUACUAGAGGAAGAACAGCAUCCAAAGCUAAGACUCCCAAGUCAGCCUCGAAAGCUCUGAAGACUACAAAGAAAGUGGCCAAGGCAUCUCCAGCCAUCACCAAGAAGGCUUCACCUGCUGUUACAAGGAGAACCACUAGAGCAAGGAAGAAUUAAAUACAUGUAUGUCAAACGGUAUUUUUAAAAUCAAAUUUUAUCUAAGACUCAUAGAAAAGAAAAUAACCUU